GUCUAAAGUUUGAAGAAGACUCGAGAGGAGAGAUUGCUAAGUCUCUCGCGAAUCGGAAUGGACGCGUACCAGCCACCGCGCCCGUACAUUAGACCGCCGUCUGGACCACCGCAAGCGGCGGAUCCUUACCACCAAUAUUAUCAACACACGGCGAGGCCACCGUUGCCUCCUCAUCCUCCGCAGCCUGGUAGUUACUCCAAUCAAUUCCACUCUCCAUCGCCACCACCGCACUGGGGACCACCUCCUCCACCUGGUUAUCAUCCUUACCCGAUUCACUCUCACCAGCAGCCGUUUAACCCCGCCGCCAACGGUAACACUCAGUUUCCCCCCUCGCCCGCUGGACCUCCUCCGCCUCGUCAGCCAUAUCCGCAGGAAUGGUCUCAACAAGGUCAGACAGCUCAAGCUAAUAAUAGCAACGCUGAGGAUUGGGCACUAAAAGCUAAAGAAUGGGCUGCAACGAACCAACCUAGUGGACAACAAGUCUACCAUCAGUACCCUAAUCAGAGCUAUCAAGAUGUUCAUCAACAGAGCUAUCAGCAGUUUCCAGCUCCACAUUAUGCAACAGGAAACGAGGGUUAUUCACAUCAAGAAAACAUGCCUACCACUUCAGCUAUUCAUCAGCAGGAGGUACCUUAUAGUUAUUCUUCUGUUGCAGGGAAAGAAGAAUCUGGCAAUGCAACACAGCAUCAUGUGCAGAUAGGAGUGCCAGAUGGUGGGGGGACUGUUUGGGCAGAGCAGCAAAUGCAAUAUGCAUAUGGAGAUCAAACAGCCGCUCCAGUUAGUACUCUUCAGGAUCAGCCUUUACAGUUUGCUACCAGAGAGAGUUCUGACUACGCUAGUCAUCAUAAUGCGUGGCUGCCUCAUACUUCAACCGGAGUUGUUUAUCCUCCUAUUCCUUCAUCGGUACCUUCAAUGCCAGAGCAUAAUUCAUCUAUGGCUAUGCCUCCGUAUGGAGGGUAUACCCCACCAAAUCUCCAGCCUGGUGGACCCCCUUAUGCUUUUGGAACAAGGCCGCCUCUUCACCCUGUUGCUGCUUUCAUGGAUGACUCAAACGCAGCAUCGUCUGUUCCUUCUAAAAACGUUAAUUUACCUAACUGGCUCAAGGAAGAGCUAUCGAAAAUCAAACCAUCUCAUGGAAAGCCUUCUUCAGGGAGUUUUGAGGAGAGAGAGCCUAUGUACGAUGAUGUACUUUAUAAACCUCCCGAGAGAUUUGAUCAGCGAGACGACAAAAGGUUCAGCGCUUCUAAAUCUUCCGACGAAGAAGAAGAAGAGGAGGAUGAGGAUGAGAUGGAUGCAGUUAGAAACACAGCAAUCAGCUCAGAGAUAAAACGUAUCUUGACUGAAGUUCUUCGCAAGGUUACAGAUGAAUUAUUUGAUGAAAUUGCUACCAAAGUCAUUGAUGAAGAUGAAGCAAUACAAAAAGAUGACAAUGUCCAGCACAAACCUAAGUCAUCAUCAUCUCUUCUUUCGGCAGCUGAUCCAACGCACAAGGCUUCGGCAAAGGUUUUGGUCUCAGUAGGAGGCGCAGAUAAAAAGGCAGAUGUGCUAGGCCUUGCUAGCUAUGCGUCUGAUGAUGAUGAUGCGGAUACUGAUACUGCCUCUAAUGCUGAUGUCGAUGGCAGUGAUGGAGUGGAAAGUCAUGGCAUGGGGUCAAGAAACGAUGUUACCCAGCAGCCAAGCGCGGAUGAUCCUCCCGAACCUAAAGCAACGGUCGACGCGAGAUUAAAUCAAGAAGUUGUAGCGGGUGAUGUAUCCGCCAAUAACAAUAAGUCAGAUUUGGAUCAAAUGUUGGGAUCCGGAAGAAAUUCAUUCAGUGAAGGUAACGAAAAGGUUAAUGUAAGUGCCAGCUCUGAUGAUACUUCAGGAUGCAGAACAAACUAUCCUGACAGAACAGUCAGUGAUAAAGAAGCAAUACUAGAUCAGCCUCACAGGAAGAACUCUGGCUUGGAAUCAGAUUGCAACCUUCGUCAGGAUAGCAAUAAAAGUUCCGGGAAAGACUUGAGUGACGAUUUGAAUAGGGAUAGAAGUAGAGGAGAAGAAAUGAAAACUGGAAAAGAAAAGGGAGAUUCUCAGAAUGGCUCAAAAGAUAGAGUGAAGCAGAAGGACAUGAAGUCAGCAGAGGAAGUUAAAGGCUUCGAAUCAAAUAGAAAAUCUACUGAUCUCGAUGUAAAAAAGAAUUACUCGAAGGAUGCAGAGAGGCCUCACAGAACAAGUUCUAAGGAUGACCGGGGUAAAAAGAGGGAGAAGGAAAAGGAAGAACGGUCAAGACACAGACAUUCUCAAGACUCGAGCAAAGACAAAAGAAGACGCUCUCCAACCAGUAAUGGAUCCUCUGACGAUUCAAUAAGGAAGUCCCGUUCGAGAAAAAGGAAUAAAUCACCAUCUCCUGUGAGGUCCAGAAGAAGACGCUCUUCUCCAUCGAGUGACGAAUCCUCUGAUGAUUCAAGAAGGAAGUCUUCUUCUAGAAGAAGGAAUCGGUCACCAUCUCCCGGAAGGUCCAGAAAAAGAUAUGUUACUUCGCGGUCACCACAUAGCAAGCAUUCUGAGAACAAGCACAAUUCCUACUCUUCUCAUGAAAAAUCUAGGUCAAAGCGGUCAAGGUCCAGAUCCCCCCGCAGGCGGCAUCGUGCUUAAUGAACACAGUUCAGCAAACCGUGGCCAGGACAAUGCUGUGCGCAGAGAUUUGGUGAUUCUGGAUGUGCCUUGGUAAAGCCACUCACUGGUUUGAGACGAGAUGUCCAAAAGUUUUUUUUGAAUGUUUGUUCUGAUUUGACUAUGUAGUGUGGUUGAAAUAAUCUUUUCCUGUGUAAUUGUAUCGUGCAAACUUGUUGAUGGUCUCUACCUCUGAAACGUUCGAUGGUCAUAUACGUGUUAUCCAAUUAUCUUCAGGCUC
Molecule: messenger RNA, 2893 nt
Organism: Raphanus sativus (radish)
Lineage: Eukaryota; Viridiplantae; Streptophyta; Magnoliopsida; Brassicales; Brassicaceae
Exons: 13
Coding region: 58-2634 (858 amino acids)
Source: RefSeq, a predicted model, not a curated record